This is a messenger RNA of Dryobates pubescens (Downy woodpecker), 1878 nucleotides long. RefSeq names its product chemerin chemokine-like receptor 2 (gene CMKLR2). Gene Ontology annotation, biological process: inflammatory response; phospholipase C-activating G protein-coupled receptor signaling pathway; complement receptor mediated signaling pathway. The transcript has 2 exons. NCBI's taxonomy places the organism in Eukaryota, Metazoa, Chordata, Aves, Piciformes, Picidae. Gene Ontology annotation, cellular component: plasma membrane. Bases 274 to 1326 code for a protein of 350 amino acids. Gene Ontology annotation, molecular function: G protein-coupled receptor activity; complement receptor activity. The record is from RefSeq and is a predicted model, not a curated record.
UUGGUGAAAUACUGGGAUUAUACAGAAAGGCAAUAUUUCAAAACUGGGUCUAGGAAACCAAGGGAAGUUGGAAACAACUUCCUCAGUUGAAAACAAACACAGCGUUAUAUCAUUCUGCAGCUUUAUUAGAAGGAAGGCAGUAGCCAAGUGAAGCAGCUGGAUUCACACUGAAGUCACUCUGAACUCUGCAGAUCAUUCUUCUGCUACGGAGCUCAAAUCCCUGAUUUAUUGUGUUUUAUUCCAAAGAACUGAACAAGAAAGCAGCUGUGCAACAUGACAUUUGAAGAUUUUGAGAACUACUCUUAUUUCUAUGACCUGCCUGAGGAAGACGAAUCACCCCAGUCCUCCCUCAGCAUUGCCCAUGUAAUUUCCCUUUCCUUUUACAGUGUGGCAUUUCUGCUGGGAGUGCCAGGCAAUGCCAUUGUGAUCUGGUUUAUGGGUUUUAAGUGGGAUAAAUCUGUUUCUACACUCUGGUUCCUCAAUCUGGCUGUGGCAGAUUUCAUUUUUGUUCUCUUCCUGCCUCUCUAUAUUACAUAUGUCGCCAUGGGCUUCCACUGGCCUUUUGGGAAGUGGCUCUGCAAAAUGAACUCAUUCAUUGCACUACUUAAUAUGUUUGCCAGUGUUUUCUUCCUGACAUUUAUCAGCCUUGAUCGCUAUAUCCGCCUGGUCCACCCAGUCUUUUCCUACAAGUACCGGACUGUAAGGAACACUCUCAUUCUUAGUGGGAUCAUUUGGAUAUCAGCUGCAAUUAUUGGUGGCCCUGCCUUGUACUUCAGAGACACAGCUACAGUUCUCAACAAUGUCACCAUUUGCUACAACAACUUCCAUGUGCAUGAUAGAGAACUUAUUUUGCUGACACAUCACAUUCUCAUUUGGGUGAGGCUUGCUUUUGGUUACCUCUUUCCUCUAGUGACCAUGGUCAUCUGCUACUCCUUGCUGAUUGUCAAAGUGAAGAGAAGAACUGUAUUGACUUCCAGCAGGCUUUUCUGGACCAUCAUUGCUGUAGUCGUAGCUUUUUUUGUUUGCUGGACACCAUAUCACAUAUUCAGCAUUGUGGAGCUGUCUGCUCACCAUGAUGAAAAUCUGCAUGACUUACUGCAGGAUGGCAUUCCCCUCUCUACUGGCCUUGGUUUCAUCAACAGUUGUCUCAAUCCCAUCCUCUAUGUUCUGAUUAGCAAAAAGUUCCAGGCCCAGGUCAAGACAACAGUCUCUGAGGUGCUAAAAUUGGCUCUAUGGGAGGUGAGCUGCUCAGGAACUGUCAGCGAGCAGCUCUGGAGCUCGGACAACACCCACGCACCCGUGCACUAUUGUGAAACUGCUCAGUGAGGGCUCAUCAAUAUCCCUCUCCAAAACAGCUGACAGGAGAUCUGGAGCUGUUCUUGACUUUUUAUCUGCCAGUCAGAUAUGCAUCGUUGCAUGUACAAUUGUAUGUAAACAGCUGGCUUACUUGCACUUGCUGCUUUCCUUGAAAGGUUUUUAAAGGACACAUCAUUUGGGUGCGGUGUAUUUGCAGUGUGCACACAGCCUGAACUCAAAGCCAUCAUUUUAAGUUGGAAUUCCUCUUACUGGAGUUUUGAUUAGGAAUAUUAUUGUAAUGCUGUUGUUCUGUUGUGAUUCUGUACCUCACUGAUAGUAAAAGAGGACAUAAUAAAAAUACUCCUCCUUGCUAUCACUGAUAACAUUCACAAUUGAGGCAUUCUCAUCCAAGAGGUUAUAGCCAUACAUCAAUGGGUUAUGAAUCUGAUUGUCUAGGAUUGCCUUAAGAAGGAAUCAUCUGGCUACAUCACAGCUAAGUGAAGCUAUUGGUGGCUCCAUUCUGCAGCUGGAGAAGAAUCCCAAGAGAGAUAACACUGAAUUGCUGAUUUCUCUUGUCAAAGA